AUGUCGCUCGAAACUCUCCCUUCUCUCCCGCUCUUCCUCGAAGCAAGGAAGCAUGCGCAGGCCAAUCCUGAGAAAAUUGCCGUUAUCGACCCCACCAAGGACCAGCAAUUCACCUUCGCCCAGCUGCUCGCCGACACAGCGACAUUGAAGCAGACCAUCCUUAAGGAAUUAGACCUCACUGACGCUGGAGACCUCAAAGAGGGAAGAGUCGCUUUCUUAGUCCCCAAUGGAUAUGACUAUGUCGUAACGCAAUGGGCCGUCUGGGCCGCUGGCGGCGUGUGCGUGCCCCUCUGCACAUCUCACCCUGUCCGAGAGCUGCAGUAUACGAUCGGCGACUCUGAUCCCUCCCUAGUCAUUAUCCACCCGGCAUUUGAGAAAUUCGAGGCACCACUGCGCGAGGACAAGUCCAACUCCGAACGCCACUUCAUGAGCCUCUUGCCGUUCGCGCGAACCGCCUCACCUGCGCAAGUCCCCGAGUUCUCGCCAUUCUAUUACCCAGAACGUCGCGCGCUCAUGAUCUACACCUCUGGAACAACCUCCAACCCAAAGGGCUGCGUCACUACUCACAAAAUUAUCACCUUCCAGGCGCAAUGCCUAAUCCAUGCAUGGAAAUAUGAAUCCUCCGACCACCUCAUCCACGUCCUACCACUCCACCACAUCCACGGCAUCAUCAACGGCCUAUACGCUACCCUUCUCAGAGGCGCUACUGUCGAAAUGCACCCCAAAUUCGACCCCGCAGUCAUCUGGUCUCGCUGGCAAGACAAGGGCUCCUCCACCAUGUUCUUCGCCGUCCCUACCAUCUACUCCCGUCUCGUCGACUACUUCGAGACACACAUCCGAGGCACAAAGCAGGAGAACGCCGCGCGCGAAGGCGCCGCAGCCCUCCGCCUCCUCGUCAGCGGCUCCGCAGCUCUCCCAACCCCCAUCAAGACCAAGUUCGCCGCUAUCACCAGCCAAACCCUCCUCGAGCGGUACGGCAUGACCGAAAUCGGCAUGGGCCUCAGCUGCGGUCUUGACCCGGAACUGCGCAUCGACGGUAGCGUCGGCUGGCCGCUCCCAGGCGUGCAGGUCCGACUCACAGACAAGGAGACCGGCGCUGUAGUCGACUCCGACGACGUCGACGGCAUGAUCGAGGUGAAGGGCGACAACGUGUUUUUGGAGUACUGGCGUCGACUCGAGGACACGGCUAAGGAGUUCACCGAGGACGGAUGGUUUAAGACCGGCGACGUUGCGCAGCGGAACGCGGACGGGGCGUAUUUCAUCCAGGGCCGUGCGUCUGUGGACAUUAUCAAGUCUGGUGGAUACAAGAUCUCCGCCCUGGAGGUGGAGAGGAAGUUACUUGCGCUAGAUGACGUACAGGAGGUUGCCGUUGUGGGUAUUUCAGAUGAGGAAUGGGGACAGCGUGUGGCUGCUGUUGUGAAGCAGAGAGCUGGUACGGAGACACUAGAACUACAAUCCCUCCGCUCGCGCCUGAAGGAGGAGAUGGCACCGUAUAAAAUCCCCACAGUGCUGAAAAUCGUCGAUGGAAUUGAGCGCAACGCUAUGGGCAAGGUGAACAAGAAGACAAUCGUACAGAAAUACUGGCCCGAGCUGGCAUAA
Messenger RNA from Aspergillus puulaauensis, 1599 nucleotides. Its product is annotated as acyl-CoA synthetase. Gene Ontology annotation, molecular function: medium-chain fatty acid-CoA ligase activity. The record is from RefSeq and is a predicted model, not a curated record. Lineage: Eukaryota; Fungi; Ascomycota; Eurotiomycetes; Eurotiales; Aspergillaceae. Bases 1 to 1599 code for a protein of 532 amino acids. Gene Ontology annotation, biological process: fatty acid metabolic process. The transcript has 3 exons.